Cyclocybe aegerita is the source of this 3981-nucleotide messenger RNA. The record is from the annotation of a GenBank genome assembly. Lineage: Eukaryota; Fungi; Basidiomycota; Agaricomycetes; Agaricales; Hemipholiotaceae.
AUGGCAAUGGCUACUUCAGCCAUGUACCCCAACACCUCCGUCCGUGGUACUGGUCGCUCUACUACCACGGUCUCCCCUACCACCCCAGAGUUUGCACACACCCCAGUCCAGGCCGUGCAACAGGAGCGCCUGCAGCAAGACCUGCAGAUCGCCGACGAACAGUACAACACCUUGUUUUGCCGCGCGCUAUACGAUUACGAAGCACAGGACGCUUCCGCUCUCUCGUUCCGCCGCGGCGACAUUAUCGAAAUCCUGACACAGCAACCUUCUGGCUGGUGGGAUGGCUUACUUGGGGAAGAACGAGGAUGGUUCCCGUCGAAUUAUGUUGCCAUUAUCUCAGACGAGGAAGCUGAAUUGGCUCUGUCGCAACAAGAGUUUGGAACCGCUGAUACUCGACCAACCGACCAACAGCCAACAACUUCGGUCAAUGUUCCCCAUGCCCUGUCAAAUGGUGCUCAAUCAGAGAAUGAGGAAUGGCUAGAGAACGAACUAUCCUAUCGGUCCAGGAGUAAAGAGGGUCAGAAGGAUAUUACGCAGAAUAGGGGACAGUCAAGUGAUUUUUGGAUGCCCGAAGUUACAGCUGAUGGCCAGAUAUACUAUGUCAAUACUCAAACAGGUCAACGUUCACGAUACCUGCCUCAAGAAACGGAGGAUGAAGUAUCUGACGGAGAUCUCGCUGGUUUGGCAUCACAAUCGACAUCUCGAUCAGGCACGUCCGCUGGGCUUGCGUUUGGCCUUAAUGAAGCUUCAGAAGCUUCUUCUGAGUCCGACGUCGAUGUUCAGCAUAUGGAUCCUUGGGUCAAGAAAUUGGCAGAUGAUGGUAUGUCGUACUACUAUCUCAACACCAGAGAUGGCAAAGUGCAGUGGACGACUCCUGAAACAACCGGCGCCACUAAAGUCAAGCCCAGUCGUGCAAAUACCGCACUGCCAUCUGAUGUCUCUCACCAACCGGAUACCUCCCGUCUGAGCGUCUAUUCCGAUGACUCUGACAUUCAACCCUUUGACCACCUCCUACAAUCUCGUCCGCGACAGAACAAUGGUUCCUCACAAGCUUUGGCUGGAUCUUCAAUACGGACCGAACCCAAUCCAGCUGCUGUCAUGGAAUUAACCUCCGCCGAACGAAUCGCGAAGUCAUUGCAACUUGCGCUGGAACCACUACCUCCUAGCCUUAUUACUGACUUGUCCUCCGUCGCGAGAAGUGCCAUUCAAGCAGUCGUGGAAAAUGUUCAGACCAGUGGUGUCAAUCGGCAAGGUGAGGACGACCAGCGAAUGGAUCAGCUCAUCUAUAGCGCCGUUCUCGCCGUUCGGAACCUUCUCUACAUCUCCGCAGCACCCUCAAGUCAGAUGCCGACUAAUAUUGGUCAAGGAGGUGGCCGUGAUGCAAGGAUUAACUCGACCUCGACUUCGCCCCUAAAACCUGCCCAGAGGAAGGUGACGGCCACACUCUCCAGGCUGGUCCUAAGUGCCCGGGCCAUGCAAUACGACUCGGGAUCUCAAAUGGCGGACACUCUAAACCGCAUCGAAACAGAUUCAGAGGAAUUGGAACGUGCUGUUCUUUCGUUUGUUCUGGAGGUACAGCGAAGCGAACACAACCAAGCGAGGCCGGAAAAGAAGCAUCACAAACGCUUGCAAGGUGUUUUCUCAACGGCUAACAUAGGGUUGGGCCUCGUUGGAGGAGGAGCAGCUGGUUCUUGGAAGGGAUUCGGCUAUGUUUCUCUGGAUGACCAAGGUGGCAUGCCCCAGAAACCUCUCAGUACAGAGGCUGUUGCGGAAGUCGGCACAUCGUUAAGUCAACUUCAAGAAGGUAUAGGCGCUCUAGGGCAAGCUCUGAGAUUGACUACGGAUAAUUCAGUUCAACAAGUUCGUUCUCGAGUGCAAGAAUUGGUCACCCAAAUCUCAACUUUUCUUUCAUUGAUCGCUGAUAUCCAUGUUGCACGUCAUGUGGACAUUGACGGCAUUCGACAAGCGGGUGAUGCAGCAGCCAAUGACCACUACUCUCAUUCCGUCGAAAAUGCGCGGCAUCUCGUCCGUACGUUGGAAGCCGUGACUCAAGCAAUCUACGACGAUAGCUCCGCCCUACUUGUCACGACCCAAACACUACAUGACGGAGACGGCGACCCCUUGCGAGGCGAACGGGAAGCAGCGUACGACCUUUUGGACAGCCUCGCGUCGUCAUUGGGCAUGAACCUUAACCUCGUUAAGCAGACAUUCGAAGGACUACUCUCUGUUGGCCACGAGCAAGCAGACAUUGCCCAGGGUGACUAUAAUGGCUCGAUCGAAUGGCGCAUGUCUCGACUCAGCGUCAUCAACGAUCACAUCAACGGGACUCAGCAUACAUUUAAGGAAGCGUACGGAUCUGACAACGAAGAUGUUGUCGAUAUGGGCUUUGCAUUAAAACCAGGUCUUAGGACGCAAAAAUCGGCUGCUGAGUCCUCGUACGAUUCAUAUCGAACUCUGGCCGCUGUUGACACGACCCCCAUCCUCCCACGCGACUCGGAAGACAACACGCUUGUAAACCAUUCUCCUGUCGAGUCUCGCAGUGCUUUACCUGAAAACGAUGGCACCUUUGAUGAUGAAGCACCAGCAACAAAACCUGCCUCGCGACCAUCUGGUCCGGGUAAGUUGGAGCGAUUGCUGGGUAAGGAAUAUGCCGACAGAGUAGCUGCUGAUCUGCAACCAUGGUAUCUCCGGCCGAAUUACUCGCCAUCGGAUAUUAUCAUCGAAUCGGAUGGUGUGCGCGGUGGUACAGUUCCUGCUCUCGUCGAGCGGCUUACGGCGCACGAACAAGCUGAUACCACUUUCACCAGGGCAUUCCUCAUGACCUACAAAUCAUUCACAACAUUAGAUGAGCUGUUUGACUUGCUCGUCGCACGUUUCAGGAUACAACCUCCAGACGGUUUGACUCCACCAGAACUCGAGGAAUGGGGAAAACUGAAGCAGCACGUCAUUCAAAUGCGUGUGAUCAACACCUUCAAGUCGAUGAUAACCGACGAUGGAGUUUUGGAGAAAGAGGACAUGUAUAUCCUUGAACGUAUGAAGGAAUUCAUCGCAAGCGAAGAAGUUUCGAGACUUGCCGCAGCUAAACAGCUGCUGAUCCUUAUCGAAAGAGCUCGGGGGCAAGGUGAUAUCAAGACCCUCGUGAAUAUGAACUUGGGUUCUCCACCUCCCCCAAUCAUUCCUAAGUCGGGCAAGAAACUGAAACUUCUCGAUAUUGACCCCCUCGAGCUAGCUCGCCAACUCACGAUUAUGGAAAGUCAGUUAUAUCAAAGGAUCAAACCCAUGGAGUGUCUUCAGCGUGCCAGGGAGCAGAAGACGGACAAUGUGGAUAACAUCACAACGGUUAUCCAAACUAGUAAUCGAAUUGCUGAUUGGGUCGCGGAGUCAAUCCUCAGCAAAGAGGAUUCGCGAAGACGAGCUCAAAUCGUCAAGCACCUCAUUGGUGUUGCUGAUCGAUGUCGCACGUUGAAUAACUUUUCUACUAUGAUCGCUAUCACCUCAGGUUUGAACACACCACCUAUCCGACGAUUGAAGCGAACCUGGGAGCAAGUCAACCAGCGUUUCAUGGCCCAAUUCGGCGCUUGUGAGAUGACGAUCGACAGCAACAAAAAUUUUACUAGAUAUCGACAACUGAUGGCGAAUGUGACCCCUCCUUGCGUGCCGUUCAUUGGUGUCUUCCUCUCAACUUUACAGUUUAUCCAAGAUGGAAAUCCAGAUAACCUGCCUGGUGGUCUCGUCAAUUUUAGAAAGCGUCAGAAGGCAUCUGAGGUCAUCAACGAUAUUAAGCGCUGGCAAGCACAACCAUUCAACUUCCAAGCCCUACCAGCCGUUCAAAACUACAUCACUGAAUCACUAAACCAGUUCAGCACCAGUGAUACUAAGGCCUCAAGUGAUCACUUUUGGGCACUGUCUCUUGAGCGAGAGCCGAGAGAACGGGAGGACGAGAAGAUGGCGAGACUGUUGCAAGAAAGUGGAUUUUUGUGA